Symbiodinium sp. CCMP2592 is the source of this 450-nucleotide messenger RNA. The record is from the annotation of a GenBank genome assembly. NCBI's taxonomy places the organism in Eukaryota, Dinophyceae, Suessiales, Symbiodiniaceae.
AUGGUGUCGACACCACUGCACGUGGUUGUUGCAGAAGGCGACAUCUUGCUUGUGAAGGCGCGACUCCCAAAGUACGGGCCCAACAUCCUUGACAUCAUGGGGGACACGCCUCUCCACACAGCUGCAAGUUCCGGCCGCAACGAGCAGCGGCAGAUCACACAAAUGCUCUUGCAGGCAGGGGCAGCCGUGAACGUGAUAAAUCGGUUCGGCGAGACGCCACUGGAUACUGCAGUCUUCUGGGCGAUGCGGCACCGGCUGGACGGUGACCGAGGCAAAGAGAGAAUUUGCAAGAGGGUCGCGAAGCUGCUACAUCGGAACGGAGGAGUGCGGUUGACUUCAUGGGUCAACAGCCAGCACUGGCGCCGCGUGCUAUGCGAGUACCAGAAGGUCACUGGUGACGUCGAGGAAAUCGACUCCAGUAGUGACGAAGACCGCCACGGAAAGCACUAG